Molecule: messenger RNA, 126 nt
Organism: Racocetra persica
Lineage: Eukaryota; Fungi; Glomeromycota; Glomeromycetes; Diversisporales; Gigasporaceae
Source: the annotation of a GenBank genome assembly
AUAUUGAGUCAUGCAUUAAAAGUGUGGGGUCUUGAACUUGUACUAAUUAGUUCAGAAGAAGGCCGUGCUUCAAAGAAAAUUCCAGAAUAUUUAAAACAAAUACUUAUUUUUCCUAUCUAUUCAUAA